AGCCGAGGAUGUUUGGUAUUGGACAAAAGCUACAGGACUAUAUAAAGUAUGACGGUGCCCUGCAAAUAUUGAUUUGGGUGCAUAACCUUGUCGACCCGAAGCUUAUCACUCAACGCCAGGGGCUCAAGCAUAGCAACAUCAAUCUUGUCUGAGUUCAACCUGAUCCGCAAUCAUGGAUCCUAAAACUGGUGCAUUUCACCAUGAUAAUAUGGCUGUGCCAGAUACUUCCAGAGUUCUUCCCCUAUUCUCUCUCAAAGGUCGCACAGCUAUUGUCUCUGGCGCUGGUGCAGGUAUUGGCCUCGCCAUUGCUCAAGGGCUGGCAGAGGCUGGCGCCAAUGUGGCUAUCUGGUAUAAUAGCAACAAGCAAGCACUUAAAGAAGCAGAGAAGAUCGAAAAGAACUACGGUGUCAAGUGCCGAGCAUACCAAGUCAAUGUUAUCUCACCCGAAGCAGUUGACAAGGCCAUCAACGACAUUAUCACCGACUUCAAUGGUCGUCUAGAUGUGUUUGUGGCCAAUUCUGGUAUUGCCUGGGAAGACGGGCCCUUCAUCGACGGGCCUACUGAGAGAGCUCGCCGUGUUAUGGAGGUCAACGUCGAUGGUGUUAUGUGGUGCGCCAAGAGUGCAGGAGCACAUUUCCGAAGACAAAAGAAGGAGGGCACAACGCUGGAUGGAAAGAAAUUGACCAAUUUUGUGGCGGGCAGCUUCAUUGCUACAGCAUCUAUGAGUGGAAGCAUCGUCAACAUCCCCCAAUUGCAGGCAGUAUACAACGCUUCGAAGGCAGCUGUAAUUCACUUCUGUAAAUCACUAGCUGUGGAGUGGACAGGCUUUGCUCGUGUCAACACUGUAUCACCUGGAUACAUCAAGACCGAGAUCACAGAUUUCAUCAGCGAGGACGUCAAGACCAUUUUCAAGGAAAAGACGGUUGCUGGACGUCAAGGCGAAACUGGAGAGCUCAAGGGAGCUUAUCUGUACCUGGCUAGUGAUGCCUCAUCCUUUACCACUGGUCAUGACCUGGUCGUUGAUGGUGGUUACUGUGUUCCCUAAAGGAUAUAGACUGUUCGCAAUUGAGCAUUCAUGCCACGUCAUGUUUGGGUAACAAGACUAGCUGCCUACCUAUGCAUUGGCACAAGGGAGUUUGGAGAGCAGAUAUCAAAGGUAUCGCAUUGAAUAUGAAUACAUAUGUCAACGUCGUUUUGGCAGCUGCCCUCAGACUUGGCAGAGGUCAGACAAUAUGCUCAGAGUUAGCAUCCUGAGCCAGAAACGCCAAGAUGGCUUUGUCAGGAAAUGACCAUUCCAAGCAAGGUUCUGAUGGUCUGCACAUGGACGAACUACUCAGCAGACAAGAAGAGCACAGACAUGUUGACGACUUGUAAUAACGAACCGUAGAUGGGCGCGGGGCUAGGAAUGUGAAUAACCAUGGCCUCAUCAAUGAUUAUCAGAUUCCGGAUUCCUCUGCCACAGUGGGUUUUGGUGGACAAAACUCAUGCCAAGUACACC
Messenger RNA from Fusarium verticillioides 7600, 1498 nucleotides. Its product is annotated as oxidoreductase. The record is from RefSeq and is a predicted model, not a curated record. Lineage: Eukaryota; Fungi; Ascomycota; Sordariomycetes; Hypocreales; Nectriaceae. Bases 173 to 1045 code for a protein of 290 amino acids. Gene Ontology annotation, molecular function: oxidoreductase activity, acting on NAD(P)H, oxygen as acceptor. The transcript is spliced from 4 exons. Gene Ontology annotation, cellular component: intracellular anatomical structure.